Messenger RNA from Paramecium primaurelia, 2382 nucleotides. The record is from the annotation of a GenBank genome assembly. NCBI's taxonomy places the organism in Eukaryota, Ciliophora, Oligohymenophorea, Peniculida, Parameciidae.
AUGAAUAAUAGUGAUUUAAGAAAUAGCAGAUAAAACUAAAACUUUUAAAAUACUACAUUCCUCUAAUAAUAAUAUCCACAAUAUAAUUAUAAGUCUCCAACACGUUUUGCAGUUAAACCUACCUAGACAUUUUUAGGAAGAGAGUAAAAUACCUAUAAAAACUUGGGACAAACAUAACCAUAAGCAGCUGUAUUGUAAAGGACCCCUUUAGAGUUUAUAAUUAAUUAAAGUAAUAACUAAAGAAAUCUUAUUCAUUAAUCGCCUAAUCAAAGAUAAAAUUCAAUUAAAUAAUAAAAAUAAUUUUUGUUAGUAAAAGAGAAAUCUUGUAACAAAGUACCAUUUAAUAUGGUUUCUGGAGGGGAAAAACCUCAAUAUAGUGGAAAUAAUCAAUUAAUUAGAAAAUCCAAUCUCCCAAAUGAUUAAUAUUAGAAUAAUAAUUUAAAUAAGGUAUUUUCCUAAGAGAAACAUUAAUAGUAAAAACUAUUAACUUUCUUAUAACAUUAACCUUUAAAUAAUAAUGAAAUAAAAUAAAAUCAUGAUUAGAUGAAAAAUCAUUAAUUAUGUUAAUAAUCAACAGAAUUAUAAACUUCUCUAGACAAAAAUUAAAAAACAUAAAAUUUCAAUUCAACUUAUUAAGAAGGAAAUAGGCAAUAAUAAUACAUUAGAGACAUUAUAAAUAAUUAAUAAGGUUCAAAACAAUCAUACUCAAAUAAAUAAGACCAGAAUACAAAACAAGAUUAGAUGAAUACAAGAAAUUCGAGCACAAAUUAGAAGAUUAUAAAAGCAAAAUUCCAAAUAUAACAAAUACAAAACAAUGAUGCUAAGGAUCUACAAGGCGUUAAUUAAGAGAUUCCAAAAACCAAAAACUUAGGAAAGACUUAAAUUACAUAUAUCUAAAGAAAUCACUACGAAACCAAACAAGAAUGGUAACAAACUAAUAAUAAUGAUCUAAAAAAUGAUUAUAAUUAGAGGACAUAAACCAAUAAAAUAGAAAAAUCUUAAAACUUAAAAGAGGCAUCAAAACAAAAUUAAAUUUAAUAAGAAUAGUAACAAACUAAUAAUUAAGAUAUAAAAAAUGAUUAUAAUUAGAUAAUAUAAACCAAUAAUAUAGAAAAAUCUUAAAACUUAAAAGAGGCAUCAAAACAAAAUUAAAUUAAAUAAGAAUAGUAACAAACUAAUAAUUAAGAUAUAAAAAAUGAUUAUAAUUAGAUAACAUAAACCAAUAAAAUAGAAAAAUCUUAAAACUUAAAAGAGGAAUCAAAACAAAAUUAUUUUAAAUAAGAAUAGUAACAAACUAAUAAUUAAGAUAUAAAAAAUGAUUAUAAUUAGAUAACAUAAACCAAUAAUAUAGAAAAAUCUUAAAACUUAAAAGAGGCAUCAAAACAAAAUUAAAUUUAAUAAGAAUAGGAACAAACUAAUAAUUAAGAUAUAAAAAAUGAUUAUAAUUAGAUUACAUAAACCAAUAAAAUAGAAAAAAUUGAAGACUUAAAGGUGGAUUCAAAACAAAAUUAAAUUUAAUAAGAAUAGUAACAAACUAAUAAUUAAGAUAUAAAAAAUGAUUAUAAUUAGAUAACAUAAACCAAUAAAAUAGAAAAAUCUUAAAACUUAAAAGAGGAAUCAAAACAAAAUUAUUUUAAAUAAGAAUAGUAACAAACUAAUAAUUAAGAUAUAAAAAAUGAUUAUAAUUAGAUAAUAUAAACCAAUAAAAUAGAAAGUAUUAAUAAUCACAUUGAAAAACUCAAUAAAUAACCAAAUCAGGUUACAUCCAAAAACACAAAACCUCCAAUAGCAUUACUACUAGGCACUCCUGGAGUCGGUAAGACCUUUUUAAUGAAAACUAUAUUUAAUAGAAAAAUUAUUAAUGAAUAUCAAUUAUACAAAUUACAACUAGACGAUACUCUGAGUUAUAAUUUUGUUGAUACUUAAGGAUUUAAUUUUGAAGAAGAUAUUGAUGUCAGAGAAGCACAAAUUAGCAAGUAUUAAAAACUAUUUAAUGAUAAUAAAGAUUAAGUAUACUCUAUUUUUAUUGUUGUCAAUUUUGAAAGAACUGAUCUGAUGAAAAAAAAUAUUCUAUCAAUAUAUAAGUUCUUCAGAAAAUUUUCAUCAUUAAUUAGUAUCAUUGUGACUGAAUUCUAAUUAAGUGAUGAUAAAGAUCAAGAUGAAGCUGAUUUGACAGCAAAAUUAAAAAUUUUUAAGCCUAGAGAUAUAAUUUUUGUAGAAAGAGGAAUUAGAAAAGAAGAUUUAAUUAAAAAAAUGAAAGAGAAGUCUUUAAAUUAGAUUGAAUCUGAUUUUAAAUUUGAUAUAACGGAUACUAUUUUUGAGAAAGCAGAUUAAGAGGAGGUUAAAUAAAUAUUUGAUUAACUUAAACAAAGAUUAAAUUGA